This is a messenger RNA of Notolabrus celidotus (New Zealand spotty), 4472 nucleotides long. Its product is annotated as GTP-binding protein 2-like. Gene Ontology annotation, molecular function: GTP binding; translation elongation factor activity; GTPase activity. The record is from RefSeq and is a predicted model, not a curated record. The transcript is spliced from 12 exons. Gene Ontology annotation, biological process: translational elongation. The coding region runs from base 222 to 2051 and encodes 609 amino acids. Lineage: Eukaryota; Metazoa; Chordata; Actinopteri; Labriformes; Labridae.
AUCUUAUUUUGAAGGAUCCUCCGGAAGCUGUGAGGUAGUGACGCAGGCCUGAUGGUGCUGAUGGAGCUGAUGGUGCUGAGGACAGAGCAUCCUCCCACAGGCGGUGUGUCGGUGUGAAGUCUGGACUCAGACUGUUCCUGGUCUCUGAUGUGGAUCCGUUACCGUGAGUCCAGACCGGUAACCCCCCGUCUCAGGCUGCCGGGUCCCCCCUGAGCUCAGCCAUGGUGGAUUUAUCCGGGACUGCUGCAGGGUCACCCGGACCCCCCAGGCACGGACCGGGCUCCGGCUGCACCGGGAAGAGGACCUCGAAGAAGUCCCGGACCCGGAGGGGGAAGCGAGGCCGGAGGAGACGUAACAAAAAGAACACCCGGAACUAUAAAACACCUCCACCGUGUUUCCCCCCGGAGGCUGAAGAAGGAAACAUCGAGUACAAGUUGAAGCUGGUGAACCCCACUCAGUAUCGCUUCGAACAUCUGGCCACGCAGCUGAAGUGGCGUCUGCAGGAGGGCCGCGGCGAGGCCGUCUAUCAGAUCGGAGUGGAGGACAACGGCCUGCUGGUCGGUCUGACCGAGGCCGACAUGAGGGCCUCGCUCAAGACCUUAAAGAGGAUGGCAGAGAAAGUCGGUGCCGACAUCACGCUCCUCAGAGAGAGGGAGGUGGACCACGACUCGGACAGAAACACUCGAAAAAUCGCAGAAGUCCUGGUUCGAAAAGUUCCCGAUGAUCAGCAGUUCUUGGAUCUGAGGGUGGCGGUUCUUGGGAAUGUGGAUUCUGGGAAGUCGACCCUGCUGGGCGUCCUGACGCAGGGAGAGCUGGAUAACGGCCGAGGCCGAGCGCGACUCAACCUCUUCAGACAUCUGCACGAGAUCCAAACCGGACGAACCUCCAGCAUCAGCUUCGAGAUCCUCGGCUUCAACAGCAAAGGAGAGGUGGUGAACUACAGCGAGUCCAGGACAGCCGAGGAGAUCUGCGAGAGCUCCUCUAAGAUGAUCACCUUCAUCGAUCUGGCGGGACACCACAAGUACCUGAAGACCACCAUCUUCGGCCUGACCAGCUACUGCCCCGACUUCGCCAUGCUGGUGGUGAGCGCCAACACGGGCAUCGCCGGUACGACCCGGGAGCACCUGGGCCUGGCCAUGGCGCUGAAAGUUCCCAUCUUCAUCGUGGUCAGUAAAGUGGACCUGUGCUCACGCGGCACCGUGGACCGGACUGUCCGUCAGCUGGAGCGACUCCUGAAGCAACCCGGCUGCAACAAGGUUCCCAUGGUGAUAUCCAACCCUGACGACGCCGUGACGGCAGCGCAGCAGUUCACUCAGUCCGCGUGCAUCACGCCUAUCUUCACCCUGUCCAGUGUGUCUGGAGAGAGUCUGGACCUGCUGAAGGUUUUCCUGAACAUCCUCCCUCCUCUGAGCAACAGCAAGGAGCAGGAGGAGCUGAUGCAGCAGCUCACUGAGUUCCAGGUGGAUGAGAUCUACUCUGUUCCUGAUGUGGGGACCGUGGUGGGUGGAACUCUGUACAGCGGAGUGUGUCGUGAGGGCGAGCGGCUGGUGGUCGGGCCCACAGAUGAGGGUCGUUUCCUGCGUCUGAAGGUGGGCAGCAUCCAGAGGAACCGCUCGGCCUGCAGGGUGCUGAGGGCCGGACAGGCCGCCACACUCGCUUUGGGGAACUUUGACCGCUCGCUGCUACGCAAGGGCAUGGUGAUGGUCAGUCCCAAGAUGAACCCCACCAUCUGCUGUCAGUUUGAAGCCGCCAUCGUGCUCCUCUUCCACGCCAAGACCUUCCGCAGAGGGUCACAGGUCACCGUGCACGUGGGCAACGUGCGGCAGACGGCCAUCGUGGAGUGCCUUCACGGGAAGGAGGAGCUGCGUACGGGCGAGAGAGCCGUGGUCCGCUUCCGCUUCAUCAAACACCCGGAGUACCUGCGGCUGGGCGCCAAGCUGCUCUUCAGGGAGGGCGUCACCAAAGGCAUCGGACACGUCGCCCGCCUGAUGCCCCCCUCCCAGAACCACGACCAGAACCAGAACCACGACCAGAACCUGCAGGAGCACUAGAGGCCUCCUCCCUCAGACGUCAUCGGGGGUUUACUCCCUGAAUUAAUCCGCCCGUCCUGGAUCUACACCUCUGCCCCCCUUCACUCCAGCUGUGAUGUCAGAGCGCCCAUCAGCAUCAUCUUCCUCCCUGCAGGCGUUCGUGUCUCCAGAAGGGGGCCGGCUGACCUCGUGGACUUAAGCCUGGACGGUUAAUCUGAGGCGGCGCCGCAGUUUGCCGUGAGAAGACAGCGGGAUUAUUUUGGGGGUGGGGGGAUUGGAGGAAUGGUUGGAUGUGACCCUGGAUCUCUGCUGCUCAGGGAGGAUUGACCCCUCAGUCCGCCCCCCCUCCUCAUCAUCAGAUCUCCACACGCUCACGCCCAACGUGACAUUUGAAGAGGGGGAUUAUGUGGAGGAGGACUCUUAGUCUGAGUCCGCUCAUCAAACACACGACCCUCAGAACACGCUCCGCUCACACGACACUGCUGCAUGGUUUCAAGGAGUACGGUGAGCGCCGAGGGUCAAACCGUGUCGACAUACAGAGAGAGGAGAGGGAGGGGAAACAUGUUGAAUGUGACGAUCUCAGACGAUCAAGUCUUUAAGUUGGUCCAGGAAAAAGAAGUGAUCAAAUCCCAAAGUUCAAAUGUUUUAUUUUAAUUUCACUGAGGAAUUAAAAAAAGCAGAAGACCCUGAACGCAUCGCAGGGUUUCAGAUUAUUAAAUAUUUCCACGUAAAAUUCUAAUUCUUUAUUUAUGAUUAAACUUAUUUCUAUUUCACAAACAAAUUCAAAAUUUGACCUGAAAAAAAAUUCUUCAAUUUUUUAAUUUAUUAUAUUUUUUGUUUUGUUUUAUCUGCAGAAAAAUAAUUAAGGAUUGUAAUUUUUUUAAAAUCAAGAUUUAUUUUUUUUCCUACAAAAACAAAGUCAGGACAUUUAUUAUAAUACUGAUUUCUAUUUAUUUUAAGUAGAAUACAUUUUUUCCAUUUGAUUCAGAAUUUUUUAACAUUUUUAAUAUCAAAUUGUCAAUAUUUAAUUUUUUAAUACAAAAAAACAGAAUCUGACUAAAUCUUUAAAUUCUGACAUCAUCCUUUAUUUAUCAAACUUUCUUUUCUUUUAUUCAACUUUUUUCUCAAAUUAUCCUCUGAAAUUAAUUUUUUUUAAUGAGAAAAUUUUGCUUUUAUUUCAGAACUCUAAAUUUUUGAAUAUUCUAACAUCAAAUUCUCAUUGUUUAAUUAGAAGUCACAUUUUUUUCUUUGAAUAUAAAAGAAACAGAAUCUGAUUAAAUCUUGAAUUCUGACUUCAUCUUUUAUUUUUAUUAAAUUUUUUAAUCAACUCUUAGAAUUAAAAAAAAUUCUGAAAUUAUUUUAGAUUUUUUUUAAUUGAGAGAAAAUUGCUUUUAGUUCAGAAAUCUAAAUUUUUUAAUAUUCUAAUUUUAAUUAUUUAAUUGAAAGUUUCCUUUUUUAUUUAAUACAAAAGAACAAAAGCUUAUUUGAAUCAGAUGUUAAAAAAUCUGCAUUUUUCUUAAUUAAUGAGAUAAUUUAUCACAAAUUUUUUUUUUUGUAAAAAUCAUUUUUUUAAUUUAAUGUAUUUUUUUUCUUAUUAUUAUUUUAAUUUUCUGAGAACGUUCCUUUUAAUUUCCGAGUUCUGGAUUGUUGUUAACAUCAGUUUAAUAUUGAAUUAAUAUUUUUCUGUCCUUCACAUGAAGACGGUUUCCUGAGUUUGAUCUGAGCUCAGACCUGAUCCUCACAGGUCUAAUCCUUGAACCGGUCUGACAGGAUCACACAGGUUGAGUUUUUAGGCUCCUGAUGAAACCAGCAGCUUGUUCUGUUUUUGUUCUUUUGCACUUUAUUCACUUUAAUCUUCCCCCUGACAGAAAACUCACUCCCCAACUUGGACUCCUUAAAAAAACUACAAAGAUGGAGUCUGACUGAGACCGGGUGGCCUCUCAGAUCCAUGAAUGGUGGUACCUGCAGUUAUUGGAGGAACGCUUCCAGCCUUACACUCGGCCUGCUUCUCUUCGUCUUUCCAACUCUUUGAACUUGUAAAUUCGGCGUCUCCAGCUCGCCGCUCUGACGCCGACACGUUUGCAUCCCGGGGCCCGGUUUGUCCUGAAGACCGGCUCAUGUUUAGUGAUGAUGAUAUAUAAAGUUUGUAGGUUUGAUGUGACGGGCAGCUUUCUGAAAACAUGACCUGCAUGCUCUCUGACUGAAACUCUGAAGCGUGUUUUUACUUUACGAGGUUCUGUGCAAUCCUUCUCCUUAAUAUCGAAUGUACUCUCCAUGGAUCCUGUUACUGUUCCAAUGGAGCUCGUGUUGACUUUGCACUUUGUAUUCUGACUCUGCAUGUGUGUGAGUGUGUGUGUGUGUGAGUGUGUGUGUGUGUGUGUGUUGAGGACCGUUUGAGCCUUCCUGACCGUCCCUCUCGCUAAUAAAUCCUCUGAAACACGC